This is a messenger RNA of Triticum aestivum (bread wheat), 1405 nucleotides long. Its product is annotated as syntaxin-132. The transcript is spliced from 12 exons. Bases 164 to 1078 code for a protein of 304 amino acids. Gene Ontology annotation, molecular function: SNAP receptor activity; SNARE binding. NCBI's taxonomy places the organism in Eukaryota, Viridiplantae, Streptophyta, Magnoliopsida, Poales, Poaceae. Gene Ontology annotation, biological process: vesicle fusion; intracellular protein transport; exocytosis. The record is from RefSeq and is a predicted model, not a curated record. Gene Ontology annotation, cellular component: endomembrane system; plasma membrane; SNARE complex.
CACACAAAGAAAAAAGAAAAAAGAAAUACCUGUCAGGUCAGUCAGCCGUCCAUAUUGGUGGCUAGCCCCAGCAGAGCAGAGCAGCUUAACCCUCCCCUCGCCGCGCCGCGCCGUGCCGCCGUCCGUCUGUUCCUCGCCGCGCCGCGCCGCGCCGCCGUCCGCCAUGAACAACCUACUUACCGACUCCUUUGAGCUUCCGCGGCGGGAUUCCUCGAGAGAUGGGGGGGAUCUUGAGAUGGGAAUGCAUAAGCCCGAUGCUUCUGAUAAUUUACAAGCCUUCUUGAAGAAGGUUGAUGGAAUCGACAGCCUGAUAGCUAAGCUCACGAGCCUCCUGACCAAGCUCCAGUCUGCCAACGAGGAAUCAAAAGCAGUCACAAAAGCAAGCGCCAUGAAAGCAAUCAAGCACCGGAUGGAGAAAGACAUUGACGAAGUGGGCAAAAUUGCUCGUAUGGCGAAAACAAAACUUGAUGAACUGGACAAAGAUAACUUAUCUAACAGGAAGAAACCUGGAUGCGAGGAGGACUCUGCGGUAGAUCGAUCAAGGGAACAGACUACUGGAGCAGUGAAGAAGAAACUGAAGAAACGGAUGGACGAUUUUCAGGUGUUGAGAGAAUCAAUCCGGCAGGAGUACCGGGAAGUUGUUGAAAGAAGGGUAUUCACUGUAACUGGUAAUCGCCCUGAUGAAGAGACAAUUGACGAUUUAAUCGAGACAGGGAGAAGCGAGCAGAUUUUCAAAGAUGCGGUUCAGCAGCAGGGGAGAGGCCAGGUAUUGGACACUGUUGCUGAGAUACAGGAGCGGCAUGAUGCUGUAAGAGAUCUAGAGAGGAAGCUUCUGGAGUUGCAGCAGAUAUUCCUGGAUAUGGCGGUCUUGGUUGAGGCUCAAGGAGACAUGAUCAACCACAUAGAGACACAUGUUUCAAACGCGACCAACCACAUACAGCAAGGCGUGGGCGCUCUCCAGAAGGCAAAGACGCUGCAGAAGAACUCGAGAAAGUGGAUGUGCUACGCCAUCAUCCUCCUCCUGGUGGUAGUGGCAAUCGUCGUGCUUGGGGUGAUCCAGCCAUGGAAGAAGAAGUAACCCUUGAGCCACGACCUGGGUUUUACCCCAACAUCUCGGCGCGGCGGAGUAUAUAUAUACAUGCUGUUUUUUCUGUUUGUGCAUUCUGUAUAGUUCUGUGGCCGAUUUAUUCAUGCUCUUCUACCGGAGGCUGCUGCUAUGUUGAACCAGACAGGCCAUAUCAUAUACUGGAGGCUGGUGCUAUUAUUUCUUUUUUUUUUGAGUUGAAGCUGCUGCUAUUCGUUUGUGCUUCAUUUCUGUGCUCCGAGUAUUUUUAGUGGUGAAUGACUGAAAUGUGCAUCCAUCCUAGCUUGUCCAUGAAUCCAUUUAUUGCAGUUUGCUUGCCCA